Messenger RNA from Aspergillus nomiae NRRL 13137, 2397 nucleotides. RefSeq lists its product as uncharacterized. Gene Ontology annotation, biological process: DNA-templated transcription. NCBI's taxonomy places the organism in Eukaryota, Fungi, Ascomycota, Eurotiomycetes, Eurotiales, Aspergillaceae. The record is from RefSeq and is a predicted model, not a curated record. Gene Ontology annotation, cellular component: cytoplasm. The transcript has 7 exons. The annotation marks the transcript as partial. Gene Ontology annotation, molecular function: zinc ion binding; DNA binding; electron-transferring-flavoprotein dehydrogenase activity.
AUGGCAUCCAAACCCACAGUCAUCAUCAUCGGCGGCUCAUUCGCAGGACUGGGUGUUGCCAAAUCCCUGUUGACAGAACUGCCGUCAGUUAAAGUGAUCCUGAUCAACCCUUCCGAGAAGGCCUUUUUUUACCUCAUUGACAUAAAGGACACUUUCCAAAAGUACCAGUCCAGCAGGUUCGAGUUCGUGCAGGGUUCGGCGACCACGAUUGACCCCACUUCGAAAACCGUGUCCGUCUCAGAUACGAAUGAGACUCUUCACUACGAUAUUCUGGUCAUCGCCUCAGGCAGUACCACAGCUUCGGCAAUUGGGAAGGAUAGUGCUGUGGUACUUUUCAAGUCAGCGAACACCGAUGAUAUCCAGAGCUUGAUCCGAUCCGGCCAGGAAGAAAUUGCGAGCGCGAAAACGUUUCUUAUAAUAGGUGGUGGGCCUGUUGGGGUAGAGUUCGCUGGGGAGCUUGCAGAGGCUGUCCAGGGCAGGGCCGGCGCCAAAGUGACCUUGGUUACCCAGUCUGAUCGUCUUCUUUCCCCAUUGAAGGAGGCCGCGUCUACGAAAGCAAGAGGUCUCUUGGAAGAUAAGAAUAUUAGCGUCCAGACUCAACGCAAGGUACUGCACGUCGCGCAAGACUCGAUCACCAAGAAAUGGACUGCUACAUUUGAUGGUGGCGAUAAACUCACAGUGGAUCUUUGCAUCUCAACGACUGGGGUUUUGCCGAACAAUUCAUUCAUCCCUGCUGAAUUUCUCUCCGAGAGUGGCUGGGUGAAAGUCAACGAUGCAUUCAAGGUGCAGAAUGGCACCAACCAAACAGUAGAUUCUGUCUACGCUGUGGGAGACAUCACAACAUAUCCAGACCGUCUGGCCUCCAAGAUUCGGGAACAGGUCCCCAUCGUCACAGCGCAUAUCAAGGCUGAUAUCGCGGGCAGCGGUGCGCGGCCCACAUACGCAGCGAAUGGCUCCCUGAUGAUGCUAGUGCCUGUCGGUAGAUCCGGUGGUACUGGACAGCUGUUUGGCUGGGCUCCCUGGAGUUGGCUCGUGUCUAGGAUUAAGGCCACGUGGAACCUGAUAGCCCAGACAUACGUGAAUCUGCGGUACACGCAUGCGCCCAAUGUAAAGCAAGUAAAAAAAAGUGCGACAAAGCGCUACCUUCCUGCAACCGAUGUUCUAGGUUCGGUGCUCCCUGAGUCCCUGUAUCCCCAAGUCCCACCGGAAACUUAUGCCGUCUUCGAUCGCCUGGACAGACUGGAAGAAAAUGUUUUUGCACCCACCGCGGCCACCAAUGCCUCACCAGCCCUUCGUAUGACCUUAGCUGCUAGACCAAAGGUCCCGGAAGCAGAUAAAUGGCAACUAUCUCCUCAACUACUCCAGCCUUCGUAUCUGGGUAUGAUUGCCGGGGGAAGCGUCUUCAGAAUAUUAGAAGAGAAGGACAUGACGAUGCAGGGGUUAGUUCAUAAGUACUUCGACACAAUACACAAUUAUAUGCCCAUUAUGUCUAAGGUUAAGCUUAACAAGCAAAUCCAGGAGCUUGAGGGUUUAAACUCCAAAAGCGCGUUCAUGGUUUUAAUCUUGGCUAUUCUUCUUCUCACCGAGCAUCCGCCAGCUGACUCCGAUGGUGCACUUGGUUUAUCAGAACUCUACCAAGUUUGCAAGUACCACUUCUCUUUGUUUAUGUCACUGAAAGAGCCUUCCAUUGAACUGAUACAAGCUGGACUUUGCAUCACACUAUAUGAAUAUGUACACGGCAUCCCUGAACGUGCCUAUGUCACGAUUGGGACGUGUGCCAGGAUGGUUAGCGUCCUCAGGCUUCAUUCCAAUGCAAAUAGCGCGCCUCAAUCUGCCUUAACAGAAGACUGCUUUGACGAAAACGCACAUGUUAUUUCGGCAAUGCAUCUGCUGAACAGGCACAUUUGCCUCAGCUUUACGAUGCUCGGCAAGCAUCUCAACUCUGAAUAUUCACCUAUUAUAGAGGCCCGGGAGCCUCCCAUGACCUCAGUCAUGGGACGGGCAGUGAACGCCCUCAGCCGUGAAGCCGAAGGAUGUCGAAUACUAUGUCGUCUCCAACAGAUCAUUCAUGAAGACAUUCCAGCAUGUGGGCCUGGAACGUCCUGGCCCACUCAGUUAGAUCGAGUUAUUGCUCUGGAUACCGAAUUGCAGAACAUGAAAUUAGGGUUCCAAGACUACAACGACUCCUCCACUUGGCGAGGCGAUUUUGCAGCAUAUGCCGUAGCCUCCCUUUUCAUGUUAAAUCUUGUCAGCCAACAGGAAGAAAUACUGCCUGUCACUGAAUGCUUCGGCCAGCGCCAUAUGGAAAUCCUGACCUCCAUUGAGAUGCUGAUGAAGAUGGUGAACAGUCAACUCAGUGAGGCCGUGACCACUGGGUAUAAUGCUGAUUUCCUGACA